Molecule: messenger RNA, 648 nt
Organism: Diabrotica virgifera virgifera (western corn rootworm)
Lineage: Eukaryota; Metazoa; Arthropoda; Insecta; Coleoptera; Chrysomelidae
Product: fatty acid-binding protein, liver
Exons: 4
Coding region: 170-529 (119 amino acids)
Source: RefSeq, a predicted model, not a curated record
ACUAGCAAACCACCAUAACAAAUUAUCACUGAUAACUAUUUACAUGACUAAAUAAAAACUUAAUGAUAAGAGUGUGCGUAUAUAUUCAGAAACGACCAUCAAAAGAAACUAGUGCCGGUCUUUUUGUAGUGCAAGUUAAUUAAGAAUAAACACAAUAAACAGUUUGAAAAUGAUUCCUUCAGGUUCAUACACAGUUUCAGAUAAAGGCACUUUUCAAGAUUAUUUGAAAGCAAUUGGAUAUUCUGGAGAUGUCGUAAUAUUUACACUAGACGUUAUACAUGAUGGCGACAGAUUUACGAUUAAUGAGAAACACGGUGACCGUGUGAAAUCAACCACCUUUACUGUAGGAGAAGAAUUUGAUGAAAUUAUUAUGGGAAAACCAGUACCGAGUAUGGCAUCAAUUGAUAAUGACACCCUUACGAUUAAAAAUGGCGAUACAACUAAAACGUUCACUGUUACUCCCACCGGCUUAGAAAUCCUUUAUAAGACUCAAAAUGCUUCAGGAACACUGAUCUUCAAAAAAGACUAAACUCAUCGAAUAAUUUUUAUAUACACUCUGUACUUAUUUUUUAAGAAAAUUACUUCCAAAAAUAUGUUUUAAAUUUUCUGUUUAAUGCAUCGAAAAAUAAAAUAUUUAUUAAUAAAAAA